Brienomyrus brachyistius is the source of this 945-nucleotide messenger RNA. RefSeq names its product C-C motif chemokine 20-like. The record is from RefSeq and is a predicted model, not a curated record. Gene Ontology annotation, biological process: chemokine-mediated signaling pathway; cellular response to tumor necrosis factor; inflammatory response. The transcript is spliced from 4 exons. Lineage: Eukaryota; Metazoa; Chordata; Actinopteri; Osteoglossiformes; Mormyridae. Bases 106 to 429 code for a protein of 107 amino acids. Gene Ontology annotation, molecular function: chemokine activity; CCR chemokine receptor binding. Gene Ontology annotation, cellular component: extracellular region.
AAUGCACAAUGCAAAGUCAAAAUGAAACUAAAGACUAUAAAAGGAGAGAAAUAAAGGCUGAGAGUCCAGACCUGAAGGGACAGAGCGCCAGGCAACAUCACAGAAAUGGCUGCAGCAACAUUAUUCAGCAUCGCAUUUGUCUUCCUCUGCUGCCUGUACAUAACCCAAGGACAGCUGGCUGUGGACUGCUGCCUGAAAGUCGGUGGGACCAAAAUUCCCAAACAUAUUGUGAGAGGAUACAUUCGGCAGACCGGUGGUGAAGGCUGUGACAUUAGCGCCGUGGUCUUCAUCACCAAGAAAAACCGAAGGCUGUGUGCCCCCCCUGCUGCAUCAUGGGUAGAGGAUCUGAUCAGCUACCUGCAGGAAAAGCGUGAAGGAUGCAUACAGAACAAAUUCAGGGACAAAUGGUGCAAGAAUUUCAAGCUGUGAAUGCUGUUGGACCUUUAAGAACCAACAAUCAGGAAGUUCUUCACUUCUGCGCGGGCCGUUUACGCAGACUUCAGCUGUUUGGUCUCUGUACCUAGAAUGAAAAAAGAAUAAUCUUUCUUUCACAGACGCACUUUUGACAUUAUCAUUUUAUCUAACAUAGUUGGUGAUUUUUUCUGUGUACCACAUGUUGCUGUUUGCAGUUCAUUGAGAUAAGACCCUACAUGCUUGAUAUCAUGACCCUACAUGCUGCAAAAAAUCUUGUAAGCUACAAAGCAUCUAGUAUAUAGUUGCUUUUUUAAGACAUAUCGGGGGCAUUUUAUAGCUAUUAAUAUCAUGGAUACCAUUUAUAAUAUAAAUCUUAUUGUAUGUCUUUAAUCUUAAAAUAAAGUUCUGAUUUGAAUAUAUUUUUAUAUAAUGACUGUGUUCUUAAGGCAGGCUAAUAAUAAUUCUGUAUUUCUGACAUAAAAUGAAAUUUACUGUGAAUUUAACUAAAACCAAAUAAAGAUUAAAAAACAG